Messenger RNA from Chenopodium quinoa (quinoa), 1405 nucleotides. Its product is annotated as 25.3 kDa vesicle transport protein-like. Gene Ontology annotation, cellular component: SNARE complex; ER to Golgi transport vesicle membrane; endoplasmic reticulum-Golgi intermediate compartment. The record is from RefSeq and is a predicted model, not a curated record. Gene Ontology annotation, biological process: vesicle fusion with Golgi apparatus; retrograde vesicle-mediated transport, Golgi to endoplasmic reticulum; endoplasmic reticulum to Golgi vesicle-mediated transport. Lineage: Eukaryota; Viridiplantae; Streptophyta; Magnoliopsida; Caryophyllales; Amaranthaceae. The transcript is spliced from 5 exons. Bases 142 to 819 code for a protein of 225 amino acids. Gene Ontology annotation, molecular function: SNAP receptor activity.
ACUUGAUCUCCAAGUUAUCUUACCUUUAUAAUGACCCUUCUUUAUUCCAUUUUUUCCCCUAGUACGCUCUAAUUAUCUUUAGUUUAUAAUCUCAAAUUUAAAGCAAUCUUUAAUUAAAGCAUAAUCACAAAACAAAAUUAAAUGGUUAAGCUAACAAUAAUUGGAAGAAUUAGAGAUGGCAUGCCUAUGUCACAAGGUCUAAGGUAUGCUAAUGAAGAUUACAACAUACCAUACUACAAGCAACAAGCUGAAUUCAUUCUCAAAGAAAUCUCAAGAGGUUCUUUAGCACCUAAUCCAAAGAUGACCAUUCGCCUUGAUCAUCAACAUUCUUUCAAUUGUUUGGUAGCUUGUGGUGCUUGCUUCAUCACAUUGUGUGAUUCUUCAUAUCCGAGAACACUAGCCUUUCAUUACCUUGAGGAUUUGAGACAGGAGUUAGAGAAAUUUCAAAGCGAUCAACUUAUGGAUAAAAUUACUAGACCUUAUAGUUUUGUCAAGUUUGACAGUGUUAUUAUCAACAUUGGGAAACAAUAUGUUGACACAAGAACACAAGCUAAUCUAAAGAAGUUAAACGCUAAUCGCGGACAAGAGUUAAGUAUAACAAUAGAAACCAUGUCUGCAGUUAUAGAAAAUAUAAAGCAAAUAGAUUAUAUGGAAAGAGUUGUGAUGGCUCCUCAAAUUGUUUCACCAAUAUGGGGUUCUCGGCAUCUUGAGAUUAUCGCGUUGAAAUGGACACCAAUUGGCAUUAUAAUUAGUGUUGUGGUCGUUCUUCUGCUGUGGGCGUCACUGAUCAUGGCAGAUUAUGUUGUCUUGUGCUCGUGACACAACGUUGCAGAAAUCUCAGUCAUUCUUUUUCCUCUAUAGUACUGCAAUACAGAGGAAUAUACAACACAAUUAUUAAACAGGUUGUCCAUUGUCCAAGCUUAUGAACACACAAUAUAACUUCCUUGAUGAUCAAAUAAUACCAAAGUUAAUAUUUCUAACUGAGAUGCAGAAGAAUAUGCUGUACAGCCAUCAAACAACCUAGUCACUUAGAGACAGUAAAUCAGUAAUCAAACUACAAUCUACAUUUCCAACAAGCAAAGCGCCAUACAGCUUUCAACAGGGAAAUUCAAAACAGGGCUCGACUCUAUUUGUAUCGUACAUCUCCAGCAAAGUCCCCAGAUUUUUCUUAAUGUCUUUAGUUCGUCCCCCAUCUAUGAACAUGGUAAUCUUCUACGUUAUGCCACCAGAAUUUAUUGCAGAAAAGAUCAGUACAACAGGAUUCAUCCCUGGAAUUUGUUUCUAAUCUUUCAAACAAGUACUUCAAAUCAAAGAAAACAAAAUUACUCAGCAUGAUAAUUAGGCCUUAAUAGACAUUUCAAGUUGCUAAUCAGUAAUUGCUUAACUUUCUACUAUUGGUCUCUCC